AUGGAACAACGUACAGAACGACGUAAAGAUCGUAUAGAGGGAUUUCCUCGCGGUUGGUUUGUAAUUGGGUUUUCCAAUGAAUAUCAACCUGGGGACGUCAAAUCGAUGACCUAUUUUGGCCAUCGGCUGGUUUGUUUUCGCGGUCAAUCUGGAGACCUUCAUGUCAUUGAUGCCUAUUGCCCACAUUUAGGGAUGGACUUAGGUAAAGGCAAAGUAAUUGAAGACACCCUAGAAUGCCCAUUUCAUUCUUGGCGGUUUAAUGGACAAGGCGAGUGUACAGAAAUACCUUAUUGCCAAGAUAUCCCAAAACGAGCAGCAAGUGGCUCUUGGACAACAACUUGGCUGUUACAAGAAAAAAAUGGUGUUAUCUUCCUUUGGUUUGACCCCGAAGGCAAGGCACCUGAUUUUGAAAUUCCACUACUGCCAGAAUCUGAAUCCGAAGAAUGGACCUACUGGGAACAUAGUAAAAUUCAUAUCAAGACCCAUUCUCGUGAAAUCGUCGAAAAUGUUGUUGAUAUUGCCCAUUUUGCACCUGUACAUGGCACAAUUAUUGAAGAAUUUUCCAAUGAUUUUAAUGAGCAUAAAGCGAUUCAAUAUAACAAAGGGGUUGCUUACCCCCGUGGUGGCGGUAAGGAUUAUUUCGACCUAACAGCAACGUAUUACGGCCCUGGCUUUCAAAUUUCUGUGAUGAAUGGUUUCUUAGAAAGCCGCUUAAUCAAUGCCCAUACAAUGGUCGACGCAAAUAGCUUAGAUUUACGCUUUGGUGUCAUGCUCAAAAAAGGUACUGACCCAAAACAGACCGAAAGCUUUUCUAAGGGGUAUAUUGAUAACUUAACCACAGGUUUUCUAGAAGAUAUCGAAAUUUGGGAAAACAAAUGUUACCGUGAUGUGCCACUUUUAUGCGGUGACGACGGCCCUGUUAUGAAAUUACGCAAAUGGUAUAAACAGUUUUAUUCCGAAGCUUCGACAGCUCCAACGUCUAACAGAGCACCUGCUUAA
Ylistrum balloti is the source of this 999-nucleotide messenger RNA. RefSeq names its product 3-ketosteroid-9-alpha-monooxygenase, oxygenase component-like. Gene Ontology annotation, molecular function: 2 iron, 2 sulfur cluster binding; chlorophyllide a oxygenase activity. Lineage: Eukaryota; Metazoa; Mollusca; Bivalvia; Pectinida; Pectinidae. The transcript has a single exon. Gene Ontology annotation, biological process: cholesterol metabolic process; chlorophyll biosynthetic process. Gene Ontology annotation, cellular component: chloroplast. Bases 1 to 999 code for a protein of 332 amino acids. The record is from RefSeq and is a predicted model, not a curated record.